Caenorhabditis auriculariae is the source of this 537-nucleotide messenger RNA. The record is from the annotation of a GenBank genome assembly. Lineage: Eukaryota; Metazoa; Nematoda; Chromadorea; Rhabditida; Rhabditidae.
AUGUCUCAGCUCCGGCCGCACCUCGCGGUCGUGUUCGUGGUCGCGGUCGUGGUCGUGGUCGUGGUCGCCCUCGUGGUCCUCGUCUCUUCUCGUCUGUUCUUCGUCCAAACAGAAUCGGUCAACAACCGAACAUCCAAUCUGUUCCACAGCCGUCAAACACCAGCCGCCCACGCCGAACUACUCAAUCUGGUCAACAGCCAGCCGCAGUACAGUCUGGUCGACAGCCAGCGCGAGCCCCGUCUGGUCAACAGCCAGCUUCAGUACAGUCUGGUCGACAGCCAGCGACAGCUCAGUCUGGUCAACAGCCAGUGUCAGCUGCGGGUCAACAGCCCAAUGGCAUUCGCGGCCAACAGCCAUCUCAAGCUGGUCAACAGCCAGCCGCUGGUCAACAGCCAGUUCCCGUCCUUCCUGCCGUUGCUGUCGUCGUUGAUAACUCCGUUUCCGCCUAGGUCGUUUGCCCUCGCCAAUUGCCUCUCAAUUCUACUUCCUCUUCCUUCUCCGUGUGUGAGUCCUCAAACUUUAUUAAAUGUAUUCUAA